AUGUCGACGAUGCUACCAAUCAAACAUGUAACCAAACACCGUCUCAGAUCCAAACUCUUUAUCUCCUCCAUUCUCAACCCUUGCUCUUUCCAUGCUGCAUGUGCUACACUCGCAUCGUCACCUUCUUCUCCAUCAACGCCCUCAACUUCAAACUCCUUUUUGGCCUCGCAAAACGACGUCGCCGCCUCCUUCAAGACGUGGUUUGCGACCCGGCAGUUAGAACUGGACCCCCUUGUUCACCGCAUCUACGAAAUCCUCGCCGCCUCCGGCGACAACGACGACUGCUCCGCCGCGCUCUCCUACCUCUCCCUCCCUCUCUCCGAGAGGUUCGUCCUCCGCGUCCUCCGCCACGGGGCCGCCUGCAGUGAAAUCCUCCCCUGCCUCAAGUUCUUCGACUGGGCCGGUCGCCAACCGAAUUUCCACCACACGCGGGCCACCUUCGUCGCCAUCUUCCACAUCCUCUCAGGAGCCAACCUCAAAUCCCUAGUCCUCGACUUCCUCGACGCCUACCGCCGCCGCAUCUUGCACCACCGCGUCCGCUUCCACGACAUCCUCGUCGUCGGCUACGCCAUCGCCGGAAAGCCCCAUAGCGCGCUCCAAGCGUUCGCCAGAAUGCGAUUCAUCGGCUUGGACCUCGACUCAUUCGCUUAUCACGUCCUUUUAGACUCCCUCGUUGAGAAAAAUUACCUUAACGCUUUUGACAUCGUCGUGAGGCAAAUUCGCGCCAGGGGCUUCGAGAAUCACCUUACCAAUAUCAUUGUUAUUAAGCAUUUGUGUAAAGAGAGAAGGUUGGAGGAGGCUGAGGAUUUUCUCAACGAUUUGAAGUGUCGUGGAGAGGAAUUAAAAGGGCCUGAAGUGAGCUUUUUGGUUGGUGCUUUGUGUGAGAGUUCUAGGUUUGAGCGUGCAGUUGAGUUGGUCAAGCAAUUUGGGAGCUCUGGGUUGGUUCCAUUGGAUCAUGCUUACGGGGUUUGGGUAAGGAGUCUUGUUCAAGGUGGGAGGGUGGAUGAGGCAUUGGAGUUUUUCUCUCAGAAGAAGGAUUUUGAAGGGUAUUGUCCUACCACUAUCAGGUAUAAUGUUUUGCUUUAUAGGCUUUUGCGGGAGAAUCGGCUUGGGCAGGUAUAUGAUUUGUUGGUGGAUAUGAAUGAGAGUUGCAUUCCCCCUAAUGAGGUUACCAUGAAUGCUGUUUUAUGCUUUUUUUGCAAAGCGGGGAUGACGAAUGUUGCGUGGGAGUUGUACAAUUCAAGUUUUGAGUUUGGUUUGUCUCUCAAUCAUAUGGCUUCCAAGUAUUUGAUACUUACUUUGUGCUGGGAUGGAGGUGUUAUGGAGGCAUACAACGUGCUCAGAAGUUUGGUCGAUAAGAGUUAUUUUCCUGAUCUGCGGACAUUUUGCACUCUAGCGAGUGCUUUGUGUAGGGAGUGCAAGAUUGAUGAGAUGAAAGAGUUGAUGUAUCUUGCCGUGGGGCGGAAUAUUUUACCUCCUGCGUCAAUAUAUAACAAGUUCAUAUCUGCUCUGUGCCAGGCUGGGAGAGUGGAAGAUGGUUAUUUGGUACAUGGGGAACUCAAGACUGUUGCUGCCAGGUCUUCGUAUGUUAAGAUGAUUAAGGGUUGUGUUAAGAUGGGUAGGGGAGAUAUUGCUGCUCGUCUUCUUGUUGAAAUGAAAGGGAACGGUCAUAAGCUGACCCAUCCAUUAUGUUCAGCUGUUAUUUGCACCUUACUUGAAAUGGAUAAUUCAAGAGGGCGCUUUUUCAAUUUACUGGAGAUGCUGACUCGUUAUGAAAAUUCUGCUUGGACUUACAACUUUUUCCUCCGCGCAGCUAAACAUGCACGGAAGGCUGAGUUGGGUAGGGAAGUAUUUGAGUUGAUGCAUAGAAAUGGUGUUCGGCCCAAUUUGAGUUCUCGUAUUCUUAUGUUGCAAUGUUAUUUGAACAGAGGGAGAAUUUCUGAUGCUCUGAAUUUUUUUAACGAUGUCAAGCGCCAGGGUUUGGCACGUACGAAGAUAUAUAAUGCCUUGGCUGUUGGUCUUUGCAAGGCCAAUCGGGUAGAUAUCUCAUGUGAGUUCUUUUUCAGCAUGUUCAGCGUUGGAUUGAAUCCAAGUCUUGAAUGCUAUGAGCUUGUUGUGCAGAAGCUUUGCUCAUUGCGAAGAUAUCAUGAAGCAAUUCAUAUUAUUAGUGCAAAUGAGAAAAUGGGACGCCCAAUAAGUUCUUUUAUUGGCAAUGUACUUCUUCAUCAUUCUUUGAUUUCACCCGAACUCUACUAUACGUGCGUUAAUUUAAGAGGAGUGGAAGAGGGGGUAUUUUAUGGUAAUUCAACGCUUAGCUUGCUGAUUGGUGCGUUUUCGGGUUGUCUCCAGGUGAGCCGUAAUAUUGCGGACUUGGAACGAUUAAUAGAGAAGUGCUUUCCGCCUGAUAUAUACACCUACAAUCUGUUGCUGAAAGAAUUAUGUAAGAGUGAUAUGGACAAAGCUCGUUUAUUGUUUGCUCGGAUGUGUCACAAGGGUUGUGAACCUAAUUGGUGGACAUAUGAUAUCAUGGUACGUGGUUUCUCAAAUCAUGGGAAAAAAAAUGAGGCUAAGCGAUGGCUUGAAGAAAUGUGCGAAAAAGGAUUUUAUAGAUUUAAUCGUAGAAACCAAUAG
Sphenostylis stenocarpa is the source of this 2631-nucleotide messenger RNA. NCBI's taxonomy places the organism in Eukaryota, Viridiplantae, Streptophyta, Magnoliopsida, Fabales, Fabaceae. The record is from the annotation of a GenBank genome assembly.